Messenger RNA from Aspergillus heteromorphus CBS 117.55, 350 nucleotides. RefSeq lists its product as uncharacterized. NCBI's taxonomy places the organism in Eukaryota, Fungi, Ascomycota, Eurotiomycetes, Eurotiales, Aspergillaceae. The transcript has a single exon. Bases 54 to 323 code for a protein of 89 amino acids. The record is from RefSeq and is a predicted model, not a curated record.
CUCUGAUAGAUAGUGAUCGACUCCGUACUAUGUAGGUACUCCGUACUAUAUCGAUGUACAACGUCAAGUACCUGGGCACUGGGCAGGUACCGCUGUACUCCGUACUCCGUAGUGCUAUCAUCCAUCGCCGAGCCUGGACCGUCUUGGGCCCUCCUCCGUCUGGCUUCGCCAAAGCUUUCCACUCACAACCCUUCGGUGUCCUUCUAUCUCAACCCGUGCAUGAGGGAUUGGUUGUUUUUGGCAGCGAAGCCUGCCGACGGUCACCGGGCCAGCUUGCUAGACCUGCUGGCUGGCUGGCUGGCUUGAUUACACGAUCGGGGUGAUUGGCUGGUAUUCCGGGAGUAGUUUUC